Molecule: messenger RNA, 1074 nt
Organism: Macrobrachium nipponense
Lineage: Eukaryota; Metazoa; Arthropoda; Malacostraca; Decapoda; Palaemonidae
Gene: ATP6AP2
Product: ATPase H(+)-transporting accessory protein 2-like
Biological process (GO): positive regulation of Wnt signaling pathway
Cellular component (GO): membrane; external side of plasma membrane
Molecular function (GO): signaling receptor activity
Source: RefSeq, a predicted model, not a curated record
UGCACUGUGGUGAAGUAACAGUGGUUCAUGCACCAUCAACAUUAAGGUUUGGAUCUGCAAGUACACUUCGAGUAUCAAAUCUUGAUGACAUUUUAACUUCGUCACUUGGAUACACUCCCAAAGAAUCUUCACCAUGGAAUGGGUUAACCAUCACAACUCCAUUCUCCCUGCCUACUGCUGCUGUUGUGAUAGUAGUUCAUGGUGGUGGACUAACUAUCAAUCAAGAAGGGUCAACAUAUCCCCUAAAAGAGGACAUGAGUAUGAAGGAAGCUUUCCAGAGUGUCAAGAGUAUUGUUGGAUCCAGAGCUCAAAGAGAAACAUUGUUUAAAUACAUCAGUGUGGAUGAUGACCUCGUGGAAGAUGGCCCUCACAGUUUCAUUCCAACUACAAAAGUGCUGAAUAUGUCAGUGGAGCCAGAUGCAACUUUGCUUCGUGAAUUAGGAACACUCAUGAAAACAUCCAUGACGAUUAACGAGAUUACAACCACAUCUCAUGGAGGUCAGGAUGUCAUCUUCAUGGAGCUAAAUGCUUUAGCACCUUUGGUCAAAGUGUAUGGCAUCAACUCAGCAAAGGUUAAGGAGGCAAUUGAUGUGGUAAGAAAUCAGCUGGUUAGAGUGACAGAUGUUAUGCGCCAUGCUUAUAAUGACCAAGUUCUGGUUGCAUCAACAGUAGUCGACCAGCUUCAAGAGCUUUCCCGUCCGUCUCGUUCUAUUCUUCAGUCACGAGCUGCUCCUCCCAUGGACUUGAAUUUGGCAUCUGAGUAUUCUUCUGACUACCCAGCUGUCUUCAACAUUGUCCUAUGGAUCUCCCUCAUUCUGAUUUUCUUCAUUGCAUUUACUUCAUUUGCUAUGGCAACCAUGGAUCCAGGUCAAGACUCUAUUAUCUACAGAAUGACAAAUCCACGCAUGAAGAAAGACAGUUAAAUGUACUUUUGUUCUGUCCUAGCACAAAACUAGUGAAGAUAUUAAUAUUAGUAUACCAGGUUGUAGAAGAUAGUAGGUGUUUAUUUAUAAAAUUUUUGGUUUUUAGUAAUUGAUCAGCUGUUAAUUAAGUACAGUACUUUUUCCAUUUAUA